Guillardia theta CCMP2712 is the source of this 300-nucleotide messenger RNA. RefSeq lists its product as hypothetical. NCBI's taxonomy places the organism in Eukaryota, Cryptophyceae, Pyrenomonadales, Geminigeraceae. The annotation marks the transcript as partial. Gene Ontology annotation, molecular function: protein binding. The transcript has a single exon. The record is from RefSeq and is a predicted model, not a curated record. Gene Ontology annotation, cellular component: cytoplasm; nucleus.
CGUGAGAUGGGCCAGGCGCUUCGUGAGGCUGCAAAGGCGGGAGAUGCUGAGACGAUCAUAGCCCUGCUGGAUGCGGGAGUUCCCGUCGACCACACUGACGCGGAGUACAAGCAGACUGCUCUGCACUAUGCAGCGAGAGAGGGGAGGAAGGAGGCAGUUCAGGUGCUGGUAGCCAGGGGAGCGAACGUGAAUGCGAGGAACAAAGACUUGCGGACUCCCUUGCAUUGGGCGGCAGCAAACGGCACAGCUUCUGUGGUCAGGAUCUUGACGGAAGCAGGAGCUGAUUGCAACGCACGGAAC